AUGUCUCAUUCCCUCGAGUGUGAGCUGAAAGUUGGUAGACUAGCAAAUUUUGAUCUUGACCUCCCCGGAAACCUCUUUGUUCGGUACUAUAUAUUUCCCGGCAAUGGGAGAAGGAUUCGCGUGGACACCCAAGAGAUCCGAUCCACGGGCAACCCUCGUUGGAACGAGCUUGCAUCAUUCGAGUGUUGGGGUGCCUCGGACCCCAUUGGAGAGCUACUCGAGCACCAAAGUAUUGUGUUCGAGCUGCGAUGGAGAAGAACCAUGCCAGUUCUUGGAAGGUUCACAGGAUCUAAGCUCUUGGGAAGAGGAAAGCUUGCAUGGAAGGACGUGUUGGGCACCAGCGACGCGUCGUUGGAGAGAUGGGUCAGCUUUGUUACAACAAGUCGAGGAUUAAACGGGCUCAAAUCGCCCACUUUGUUCAUAGAGAUGAAGGUUAAUGUUGUGAAUGUGAAGUACAAGGGGAGGGUUGGCCACUUGAUGAGUUUGAAGGACUGUGGUUGUAAGCACUGUGACUGGAUUGGAAGUGAGGAGGAUAUGUUUCAAGCUGCAACGAUAGUUGAUGGAUGGUGA
Molecule: messenger RNA, 570 nt
Organism: Phoenix dactylifera (date palm)
Lineage: Eukaryota; Viridiplantae; Streptophyta; Magnoliopsida; Arecales; Arecaceae
Source: RefSeq, a predicted model, not a curated record